Molecule: messenger RNA, 483 nt
Organism: Dacryopinax primogenitus
Lineage: Eukaryota; Fungi; Basidiomycota; Dacrymycetes; Dacrymycetales; Dacrymycetaceae
Exons: 1
Coding region: 1-483 (160 amino acids)
Source: RefSeq, a predicted model, not a curated record
AUGCACGCUUCUACCACUUCCAUCCUGAUAGCAGCUCUCGCAAGUUCGUCAUUGGCUGCCCCUAUCUUCCAGGACCUAGAAGCGCUCAACGCCCCGAACCUUGCCGCACGUAACGUCUUUUAUCAACUUGCAACACGCGAUACUCCUUCUCCCGCGAAGCAGAAUGAACCCCAGCAUUCCGGACGUUCGGUUGAGGAGAAGGACGAAUUGGAUGAGCGGGAUCUUGAGGACUUCCCUGAGUUUGACGAGCGCGAUGAGGAUAACUAUCUGGACGAACGUGCCAGUCCCUUCGACCUUAUCCGCACCGCGUUCGCGAAGGCGAGGACUUAUGCAAAGCCGAAUACGAGCCCUUCUCCGCAGCAACGGUCGCUGGACGACAUCGACGAUGACAUGGACGUGUACAUAGAUGAGCGGGAUCUUGACGACUUCCCCGAGUUUGACGAGCGCGAUGAGGACACCUCUCUGGACGAACGCGGUGACUGA